AUGCAGUGUGACCGUCCCGGCGUCGUGAUGGUCGCGGCGCGCGCCUCCCCUUUCCUGCCGCCGAGGCCCGCCAUCUCGGGCCGCGCUGGCCAGCUGCAUGUCGGCUCUCCGCUCAUGCCACAGCACAGACCGGGGCGCUGCCCGCCUCCGCCGUCGGUCGCCGCCGUGGAGCCGUCAACCACUGACGACCAGGAGCUGGCGCGCCUGGCGGAGGAAUACGGCUACCUGAAGAUCGGCAAGGAGUUCCCCAAGGGCGUGACGCUGUCGGACAUCGUGAAGUCGUUGCCGCCGGAGGUCAUGGAGCUGGACCACGCCAAGUCGUGGCGGGCCGUGGGCCUGACGCUGUCCGCGGUGGCGGGAUCCUUGGGCCUGGUCGCCCUGGCGCCCUGGUACCUGCUGCCGUUCGCGUGGUUCUUGGCGGGGACGGCCGCCACGGGAAUGUUCGUGGUCGGGCACGACUGUGGGCACAGAUCUUUCCAUAGGAACAACCUGGUGGAGGACGUCGUGGGCACGGUCAUGAUGGCGCCCCUGAUCUACCCGUUCGAGCCCUGGAGGAUCAAGCACAACGCCCACCACGCUCACACCAACAAGCUCGAGGAGGACACGGCGUGGCACCCCAUUCGACCGGGCCAGUUUGAGAAGUCGUCGCCCGCGUGGCAGUGGAGCCUGCGGCUCAUGCUGGGAUCGCCCCUGAAGUGCUUCACUUCCAUCGCGCACUGGGCUAUGCUGCACUUCAACAUCAACCUCUACACCGAGAAACAGAGGCCCAGGGUGCUCGUCAGCUGGGCAGCGGUGGCGGCCUUCGUUGUCCUCGGCUUCCCUGCGAUCAUCGCCAACCUUGGUUGGGGGGGCUUUGUCAAGUUCUGGCUCAUGCCCUGGCUGGGUUACCAUUUCUGGAUGAGCACCUUUACGGUGGUGCACCACACGGCGCCCCACAUCCCCUUCAAGGAUGCCAAGGACUGGAACGCCGCCGAAGCCCAACUGGCCGGCUCCGUGCACUGCAACUACCCCGCGUGGGUGGACACCCUGACACAUGACAUCGCCUGGCACGUGCCGCACCACGUCUGCGCCAAGAUCCCGUGGUACAACCUCAGGGCGGCCACUGAGUCGCUGCGGGAGAACUGGGGGGUGUACAUGACCGAGGCCAACUUCAACUGGAGGAUGAUGAAGUCAAUCUUCACAGAGCUGCAUGUAUAUGACAAGGAGAAGAACUACAUCCCAAUUGACCACGCGAAGCCAGAGAAAUUCUUUACAGUGCAGAGGAAGAUAUUGCCGAACAGCAUGUGA
Ostreobium quekettii is the source of this 1287-nucleotide messenger RNA. Lineage: Eukaryota; Viridiplantae; Chlorophyta; Ulvophyceae; Bryopsidales; Ostreobiaceae. The record is from the annotation of a GenBank genome assembly.